AUGGCGGGCCGUGCUGCGACCACCCGCGCGGGCAUCUCCCUCGGAGAGCAGCUCGGGCAGGCACUGAUCAGCCAAGAGCACACGGACAUCACUGUUACCGUCGAGGGCCGCGGUUUCCGCCUCCACCGUUUCAUCCUGCAGGUCCGGAGCCCCUUCUUCGACGCAUUGUUGCGCGGAGGCUGGAAGGACAGAGAGGACGCCUCCAUCCAGGGUUGGACGGCCCAGGCCUUCGAGCGUUUUUUGCCGUUCCUCUACUCGGACACGCUGCCGAGGCCAGCGUUUGAGGACUGGAGUUUUGCGGACUGGCGCGAGGUGAUCGGCCUCAGCCGCUUCCUGCAGGUGGAUGGCUUCACGAAGUACCUCGGCGAAGAGGACGAGCCCUGCUGCCCGCCUGCCUGCCCGACCCUACGUCCUCGCUGGACCUACCAGCUUGACAGGAAGAUUCCGAGGGAGGCGCUCCGGCUUGCCUACGAGGCCGCUCGUGACAGGGCAGGGUCACCGUUCCGGCAUUUCUGCUCGACGCGCUGA
Prorocentrum cordatum is the source of this 528-nucleotide messenger RNA. The record is from the annotation of a GenBank genome assembly. NCBI's taxonomy places the organism in Eukaryota, Dinophyceae, Prorocentrales, Prorocentraceae.